UUUGAGACUACGGAACCUCUGUGACGCGAAGCGAUUAAUUUCGAUUUAUGAAUGGCCCUGACAUGGAGGAAAUUCCGUUUCAGAAAGUCAAAACCCGGCGGAAGAAAGGUCACUGUCCACCUGGAAUUCCUUUCAACGAAAUCGCCUGCGAGGACGAGUUUGACUGCAAAGAGCUGGAAUCGCUCUUCCAAAAUUAUAACCUGAAACUGGAGCAGACAUCGACACUCAAGGCUUUGGCGGUCCUGAUCAUCAUGGCAUCAACUUUGGCUGGAGUGGAGCUGAUGUCCGGUCCUAGCCUUACCAUCUCCAAAGGAUCCCAUCCGGUGCACUCCAUCAUAUUCGUCUCUCUGUUCAUCGUCACAAAUGUAAAGUACCUACAAGUGACACAACUCCAGCAGAUCGUUAACCUGACUUUGCUUUUCGGCUUCACGUUUUCGUUCCUCUGCUGUCCGUUCUCUCUGGCGGCGUUCGGCACGGAGCCUCCGGCUUCCCCGGAGCAGGGGAUGUGGCAGCUGAUGCUGGUCACGUUUGUCGCCUACUCCCUUCUGCCCGUACGGACUCUGUUAGCCGUACUCUUUGGAAUUAUGGUCGCCGUGUCCCAUAUAAUCGUGACGGCCACAUCAGUCACUGUCAAGCGACAGAGGUUAUGGAGAACACUGGUGGCGAACACUGUCCUGUUCACCAGUGUGAACCUCUCCGGGCUGUUUGUGAGGAUUCUGACCGAGAGAGCCCAGAGGAAGGCAUUCCUGCAGGCACGCAACUGCAUCGAGGAGAGACUGCGCAUGGAGGAUGAGAACGAGAAACAGGAGCGCCUCCUCAUGAGCCUGCUGCCCAGGAACGUCGCCAUGGAGAUGAAAGAGGACUUCCUGAAGCCUCCAGAGAGGAUCUUUCACAAGAUCUACAUCCAGAGGCACGAUAACGUCAGCAUCCUGUUUGCAGACAUCGUGGGCUUCACCAGCCUGGCCUCCCAGUGCACAGCGCAGGAGCUGGUCAAGCUGCUCAAUGAACUCUUCGGGAAGUUUGAUGAGCUGGCCACGGAGAACCACUGUCGGCGGAUCAAGAUUCUGGGGGACUGCUACUACUGCGUGUCCGGCCUGACGCAGCCCAAGACUGACCACGCCCACUGCUGUGUGGAGAUGGGCCUGGACAUGAUUGACACCAUCACGUCGGUGGCGGAGGCCACGGAGGUGAACCUGAACAUGCGUGUGGGGAUGCACACGGGACGCGUGCUGUGUGGCGUGUUGGGACUCAGGAAGUGGCAGUACGACGUCUGGUCUAACGACGUGACGCUGGCCAAUGUGAUGGAGGCCGGGGGACUGCCGGGGAAAGUGCACAUCACCCGAACCUCGCUGGACUGCCUGAACGGAGACUACGAGGUGGAACCAGGGAACGGACACGAGAGACACGCCUUCCUGCAGAAGCACCAGAUCGAGACCUUCUUCAUCGUACCGUCUCACCGACGCAAGAUAUUUCCUGGGCUGAUCCUAUCGGACAUAAAACCCGCCAAAAAGAUGAAGUUUAAAACCGUGUGCUACCUGCUGGUGCAGCUCAUGCACUGCCGCAAGAUGUUCAAGGCCGAGAUUCCCUUCUCCAACGCCAUGAGCUGUGAGGACGGAGACAAGAGAAGGGCGCUGCGUACCGCCCCGGAGAAGCUGAGGAACCGCACCUCGUUUUCGGCCAACGUGGCGCAGAGCAGCCCCGGGAGCCGCGUCAACCGCUACAUCGGCCGUCUGAUCGAGGCGCGGCAGACCGAGUCCGAGACCGCCGACCUGCACUUCCUCACGCUCAUGUACAAACGCAGCGAGCGCGAGACCAAGUACCACCAGCUCCAGGACGAGUACUUCAUCAGCGCCGUGGUGCUGUCGCUGGUGCUGGCUGCCUUAUUCGGCCUGGUGUACCUGCUGAUAAUCCCGCAAGGCACGGUGGUGCUGGUCCUCCUGGUCUUCUGUAUCUGCUUCCUCAUGGCCUGUAUCAUGUACCUGCACAUCACCAGAAUACAGUGUUUCCCAGGGUGCCUCACCAUACAGAUCAGGACUGUGCUGUGUGUGUUUAUCGUGUUCUUAAUAUACGCCGUGGCCCAGGCAUGUGUGGCCGGCUGCAUGCCGUGGCUUUGGGGCAGGGACUCGGCCAGCUCCAUCGUCAUCCUGGAGGCGGACGGGGCCAACCGCACCAUGGCGGAGCUGCCCUGCGACGGGGCCCGCUACGCCUUCCUGUCCUGCGCCGGGGGGGCCCUCACGCUCGCACUCUUCCUCCGCGUCUCCUGGCUGCCAAAGAUCAUCCUCCUCUUCCUCCUCAGUGUCUUAUACAUAACCGUGCUGGAGGUCAGCGGGUUCAGGCUGUCCGUCGGUGCGGGGCUGUUCCACAUUCGGGGCUUUGAGCCCAUCCUGUCCAUCCUGCUCUUCGCUGGCACCCUGGCCCUGCACUCCCGCCAGCUGGACCUCAAACUACGCCUCGACUACCUCUGGGCUGCGCAGGCAGAAGAGGAGAGAGACGGCAUGGAGAAGGUGAAGCUGGAUAAUAAGAGGAUUCUGUUUAACCUCCUGCCUGUGCAUGUGGCCCAGCACUUCCUCUUGUCUAACCCCAGAAACAUGGACCUGUACUACCAGUCCUACGCCCAGGUGGGGGUGCUGUUCGCCUCCAUCCCCAACUUCAAUGACUUCUACAUCGAGCUGGACGGCAACAACAUGGGGGUGGAGUGCCUGCGUCUCCUCAACGAGAUCAUCGCCGAUUUCGACGAGCUCAUGGAUAAGGAGUGCUACAGGGACAUCGAGAAGAUUAAGACCAUCGGGAGCACGUACAUGGCAGCUGUGGGCCUGGUGCCUACCAUUGGAACCAAGGCCAAAAAGUCGAUCGUCACACAUUUAAGCACAGUGGCAGACUAUGCCAUCGAGAUGUUCGACGUCCUCGACGAAAUCAACUAUCAGUCAUACAACGAGUUUGUGCUGAGAGUGGGUGUGAAUGUGGGCCCCGUGGUGGCAGGGGUCAUAGGGGCCCGCAGACCCCAGUAUGACAUCUGGGGGAACACCGUCAACGUGGCCAGCAGGAUGGACAGCACGGGUAUCCCGGGGAAGAUACAAGUCACGGAGGAAGUGUACCGCAUGCUGAACAACGACUAUGACCUCGUGUGUCGGGGCAAGGUCAGCGUGAAGGGCAAGGGCGAGAUGCUGACCUACUUCCUGGAAGGGAAGAUCCAGAGCUCCGCCUGCCAGGCCCGGCCGGGCGGGGCCAACGCGGGCGGGGCCAACGCGGGCGGGGCCGCGUACGGGAGGCCCUGCGUCCAGGACCGGGUGGGCGGGGCCUCCCCGUGCCCGGCCCACGGGUCCAACCUUCCGGCGCGGGUGGGCAUCAGCCCCAAGAACAGCAGCCCCGCCCUCGCCACCACCGCACUACAAUUCCCAGCAACCUCCAGGGCGGCCGUGGAGGAGGUGUGA
Molecule: messenger RNA, 3431 nt
Organism: Conger conger (European conger)
Lineage: Eukaryota; Metazoa; Chordata; Actinopteri; Anguilliformes; Congridae
Product: adenylate cyclase type 1-like
Exons: 20
Coding region: 48-3431 (1127 amino acids)
Biological process (GO): adenylate cyclase-activating G protein-coupled receptor signaling pathway; cAMP biosynthetic process; intracellular signal transduction
Cellular component (GO): plasma membrane
Molecular function (GO): adenylate cyclase activity
Source: RefSeq, a predicted model, not a curated record